Molecule: messenger RNA, 1468 nt
Organism: Salvelinus fontinalis (brook trout)
Lineage: Eukaryota; Metazoa; Chordata; Actinopteri; Salmoniformes; Salmonidae
Product: ADP-ribosylation factor-like protein 4D
Exons: 2
Coding region: 293-898 (201 amino acids)
Biological process (GO): vesicle-mediated transport; intracellular protein transport
Cellular component (GO): cytoplasm
Molecular function (GO): GTP binding; GTPase activity
Source: RefSeq, a predicted model, not a curated record
AGGAGGUCUUGUGCGUGCUAUUCCAUUCCACACUGCUGCUCAUUGCUCCAUCGGUGCACGGAGCAGACAGACAGAUAUUAGCGCGCAGAGAAACAAUAUUUGGCUGUAUGGAUGUAUUUGCUGCACUAGGAUGAUGCCAUUUAUGUUCAUUCAAGUGGUCUAGAAGGUCCCCAGUCCUGCAACCGUCCAGUCUGGCACCUCCACCUUUGAAGAGGGUGCCAAUGCCAAACUAUUAGAAAGGAUUACUGAGAAUCUGCCACCUCACCCAAAGAGGUGAGAACAUCCCAUCACCAUGGGGAACCAGCUGACCGAGAUAGCCCCCAACACCCCGUUCCUGCAAAACUUCCAGUCCUUGCACGUGGUAGUGAUUGGCCUGGACGCGGCUGGCAAAACCUCUCUGCUCUACAGAUUGAAACUCAAGGAGUUUGUCAAGACCAUCCCGACCAAGGGCUUUAACACAGAGAAGAUCAAGGUAGCGGUGGGCAGCUCGCGGGCCAUCACCUUCCAGGUGUGGGACGUAGGGGGCCAAGAGAAGCUGCGGCCCCUGUGGAAGUCGUACACGAGGCGGACCGACGGCAUGGUGUUCGUGGUGGACUCCACCGAGACCGAACGUAUGGAGGAGGCCAAGGUGGAGCUUCACAAGAUUACCCGUACCUCGGAGAACCAGGGGGUGCCCGUCCUGGUGCUGGCCAACAAGCAGGACCUGGCCUCAGCUCUGUCUGUGAGCGAGGUGGAGAAGGUACUGGCCGUACGUGAACUGAAUGCCUCCACCCUGCACCAUGUACAGAGCUGCAGCGCCGUGGAUGGACAAGGCCUACAACCAGGCCUAGAGAAACUCUACGAGAUGAUCCUGAAGAGGAAGAAGAUGGUGAAACACAACAAACACAGAAAGAGAUGAGCCUUUGGAUUGUCCUGAUUUUAAAAGGGCCAUUUGUGACUCUUUGAGCGGAGGUCCUGUCCCUUUAAAUAAAGGGGAAGGCUUUUUUGCCAACAAAGGACCAAUUCCAGAUGACACAGGGGUCAGGAGAAAUGGAUUUGGCCUUUAUGUGACAUGCAGUAUUGAUACACCGUCUUUCAUACCUUGUAUUAGCCACACAGCUGCCCUUUGUAUGCAAUGAAUAUGUGAUAGCCACGAGAGGCUGUAGCUGCCUAUGACAUAUUUUGUCCCAGAAAGUUGGACUCACUUGUUUUACCCUACAACACAGUAGAAAUGUGAUACCGAACUCUGAACUCCUGUUGGAUCUGAACAAAGACACACAUUUUAUAUGAUAUGAAGCUAAAUCGUGUUGAUAUCAAAUGGAAUACCAUGGCGAUUACAGUAUUAUUAUUUUGGUCACUUUUGAAAGAACAAUUCCAAGUGCAUUCCCCUUAUGCAACACAGAGUUUCAGUUGGAUUCACAGACUGUUUUUACAAGUUGUACAAUUUUUGUAACACUGAAGAAUGAAUAAAACAACCCACUGUAUUAAA